Messenger RNA from Pecten maximus, 5854 nucleotides. RefSeq lists its product as uncharacterized. The transcript is spliced from 2 exons. NCBI's taxonomy places the organism in Eukaryota, Metazoa, Mollusca, Bivalvia, Pectinida, Pectinidae. The coding region runs from base 161 to 1231 and encodes 356 amino acids. The record is from RefSeq and is a predicted model, not a curated record. Gene Ontology annotation, molecular function: RNA polymerase II cis-regulatory region sequence-specific DNA binding; DNA-binding transcription factor activity, RNA polymerase II-specific. Gene Ontology annotation, biological process: regulation of transcription by RNA polymerase II. Gene Ontology annotation, cellular component: nucleus.
UCUCAGAUCGAGACUGUCCAUCGCUGCAGGCUGGAAAAGGUCACGGAAUACGGGACACUGGCUACCCAGUCACACCCGGCGUUGCGGAUGGCUCGCGUGAGCUUUGGGGCAUCGCCUGGCUACAGCAGCGCGUCGCCAAACUAGACGGGUGCGUUAAGGAAUGUCUGCGGCACAUUUUGAGGAUAACACCAGCAUUUCCAAGUUGAUGGCCGGGGCACUUUUAAUGGAUAAUGAAUGCAAUGAACUUCCGUUUACAUGGCCUGACAACGCCGUCACUUCGUCGUCAAACGUCAAAAAUGAGCGGGAAACCAACAACUUCCCGCCAAAUGUUGACUGUUGGCAGAUGCAAAACCACACAUCAGCAUUUUCAAAUAACUACCCGUAUAUUCAACAACCGAAUAAUGGAUACGUCCAACACAAUGGCAGCUUAAAUACAACCACCACCACCACCACCAAUGGCGACCAAGGCCAUGGUCAAAAUGGACUCGUGUCCGGCAGUAGUGCAUUAAAGCCAGUGCAGGACCAAUAUCGUCAUAAGUACGGCACUUACGGUAACGAAAAGUAUCCCGACUAUAAUAUAGCUGUGAAAGCUGAAACGUGUGAUACCAGUAAGUGGAGUCCAUGUGCUGUUAACUCGACUCCGAACUUCGAUCAGUCCAGAAAUGUCCAUAGUAACGUACUGGGCGAACAGUUCUCACCCAAGUCUUUCAAAUCCUUAGAUAAUGGAGUCGGAGGAGGCAGCAUUGGCGGUAAACAGACGCCAGGAGGGUCGUCAGCAGACCUUUCCGGGAAAAAGAGACCAUUCGAAUUAGUAGAAUCGGACGACAGUGAUUCGAAAGCAAGCGGAACGGAUGGCAGCCAAAGCGGCGGAAACGGAAGUCGACCUGAUUGGCAGUGCUACUGCGCACCUGUAGAUAUCAACGUCAACCAGAUGAUCACCAGCGGCGUGACAGUGGCUGGUUACAAACCAAGGAAAGUGAUAUGUAAACGGAAAAAGGCAUGCGUGCCCUCGGAACAGAAAGAUAACGGAUACUGGGAGAAAAGGAAGAAAAACAAUGAUUCUGCUCGGCGUUCCAGAGAGGCGAAGAAAGAGAAGGAGCGCAACUUUUACAAACGUGCGCUUGAGUUGGAAUAUGAAAACCAUUGUUUGAAAGAGAGAAUUGCCUUUCUUGAAAGAAAACUAGAACUUUCGAUGCAACAAAAUACUAAUUUUAGUUGCACUGACGCAUAGUGUUCCUGUAUAUAUAUAUACUUGUGUAUACCUAGAUUUAUUCCAAAGACGAGGUCGUCCAUUUUGGAGGACACGCUCCUAAAAUGGCAUUGGUCACCGAUAUAUACUACGUUAUUCGCGAGAAGUGUUUAUGUAAGUAGGUAUAUAUAUAGAGAGACAAGUGUUCAUUAUUGUUUAGCUUUUGUACGUCCGUCCACAAAGAAUUGAGACAGAUAUCAAAAGAAAGUCGAUAUGCUCGGGCGUAUUCUUUCUGAUGGAUGGCACUAACCCUUUCUAUACAUGUUUUAAUAUUUUCUAUCCAACAUGGCAUCAAAUGCUGUGUUAUCCUAGAUUUUUUUAUUCUUGUGCUCUCUGCCUUUUUCCCUAGAGUCUUUGUACCAUUUUGGCGAGGAUUUGUGUGUUUUAGUAGACGAUAUGUGGUAGCCCUAGGUAUCCUUUUCAUAUCGAAGACCUUCAUUCCUAUAGUGUAGUUAGAUGUUUAUUGUUUCCCAAUAUUACCCUUUGUGAAUGGAAGUUCAAAACUUUCCUUGUCUUUGCAUCAAUUCAUGUAUUGCCCAUGUCGCUUUCCGUAUUUGUGAUCGUGCACGCGACUGUGUGUUUAAGCCAAAGUUUUAAAAACUUAUAUGUUCAACUUAUGCUUUUUAAUGUUUGUUGCUUUUUAAUAAUGUAUUUAAGAUACAAGUCCAACUUAUAAAUCUGGCGUUUACUUUUAUAUUUACGAUGUUGAAUCGCAUAUUUAACAUGUAAGAUUUGUUUUUGUUAGAUGUAUUAUAGGUGCUAUCAAAGAUACCAGGAUGUAUGUUUUGAGUUGAUAUGCUAAAAUACCAUUUAAAAACGAGCAUGGUAAUGUUUUUUUUACAUGUGAAUAGAGAAUUAGGAACUAUAUUGUUGUUUUACGUAGAUCUUUGACCCUUUUAGUGUUCAACUUGCAAUGUACGUUUUAAAUGAUAUGCACAUAUGCAUAUUUAACCAUUUCCCAACUAAAUGAAUGUAAUAUUAGAAUAUUUGAAUUUUUGUUAUCAAGAUACAUAUUAUAUUAGAAUCUGUACGUUUUGAUAGAUAUUGAUUUGGUAUACAGUACUGUAGUUGGAAGGGGGUAAUGGGGAUUUCGACUUGAUUAUUCGUGUAUGUCAAAUAAUAUUCAAUGCAAUGUUAAACUGGCAACAACUUUUUACUCACUGGUAAGUAUAAGAAUGAAAUCGAAAUAACGUCAUUUGUUUUAAGGCGUAUCACAUUCAAUGUGUUAGAAUUGAAUUUGAGAAAUCUGUAUUAAGGUUGGGACACGGUUGAAUUGUGUUACUAUCAUUUUACAUUACAUGUAUUUGAUUUUGACUGUCCUGUACGGGGGAAGUGUUUUGUUUUUUUCUGUCAGUUCGCCUCUUAUCUUUUAGUUGUACCAACAUCUACAGGUGAUGUUUAGCAUAAUAUGAACUGACACACUUAGCCGAAAAUACCUUGUCGUGUUAAACAGUCUAGAGCCUCAUUUAUUUAUGAAGAAUCAACAGUAUACAUAUACUACAAUGUUCAGUCGCCUUUCGCUGAAGUCAAGGCCACAUCCAUUCGGCUCAAAGUACCGUCUUAACUGAAAGUUUUAGGUCAUUUCAUUACUGAAUCCAUUUCCCAUAUUAGAUAGUUUCCAACCAGCUAAUGUGUAAAGUAAAAUAGCUGUUUAUCACAGAGGCGUUGGUGGUUGUGACACUUUCAUGUGAGAGAGAUUAAUGUUAUGAUACUGUUGAUUAUUGAUUUCAUUAUGUUAUAUUAAUAUCAUGAAAUUUGGUUGUCGAAUGUUGUUUAGCUAUGCAUGUAGCUUAUGUUUCAUUAUUGUUUUUACCAAUUAUGCCAGAUGCGAGAUCGUGCUGUUGACACAUUCUGAUCCAUAGGUUGAGUUAUCUCCCUUCGUCCAUAAUACUGCAGUUUUGGCACCUGUCAUUAUAAUUGCUUUGGUAAGUAAAUGGCAAUGUAUCUUCAAGACGGCAGCAACACAGUUUUUUUUAGAUUGUAUAUGAGCCGUGUGUUAGCCCGACGUAAAUGUUACUGCCGGUCCUGACACCCCCUACUUACCACUUGUAUAUAACAUGAUAAUGUGAAGCUAAAUAUAUCGAUUUUCUAGUCAUGUUUGUAUUUAGUUACACCAGUACAGGUCAUAAUUAAUGUGUAAAAUAAUCAUUAUACCCGACCUAAAUCAACUUCAUCGACGGCCGAGUCUAUGACUGGCAAAAAUCAGACAAAAUGAAAAAAGGUUAAAAUGAGAAAACUGAGCACUGUUUGACACGCAUAUCUUAAAGAAUCAUAAUUCGUUACUAUUGGUUUUAAAAGACAAAAUUUUGUUUAAAUGACAUCAUCAACCGAAAGCCCAUCAACAUCUCUCUUCUUUAUGCGGCGAUUCUUUUAGCACUCAUAAAUACAUUUUCAGAAAGCCAGUUAGUCGCGUGUUAUAUUAGUAAUCUGUACAGGAAUAACACGUGUUGUUAAAUUGAUGAGGUAUACACUCUCAGUUAAGGUGACAUCAUGACAUUGGGUACCUUUUGCAAGUGUGACGUCAACAGAAAUUGUGAUGUCACGCGACGUAAGGUAAAUUAAUUUUUUGAUUUAAGAAAAGAAUGUUGAUCUUGGGUACACAGUGUGUUGCACGUGUAUGUAGUGUACAUGUAUAGUGAGUGUACGAGUAUUAGCUCUCAUAGCGUUAACUGAAGUAAAUACAUUUGUAAACAUGAAUAACGUUGACGUAACAUACUUCCAUGCAUAGUUAUUCCAAAGUCUCAUUCGCGUGGGUCCGUUCGUCGUUUUGUGCUGUUUCAACCUUGGACGUUUUAGAAGUGUUUUAUUAUUUUGAUAACUCCGCAAUUAACAUGUUAUAUACUGCCAAUCCACGUAAUAACCUUCCCUGUAUGUGUAGUUUAUAUAUGUGUAUAAUCCCCAUUCGACACUACCCAGAAUUGUCGCUCUGUACACUGACAUUGAGCAGGACGACAGCUCUGGGGAGAGAUUGCUAAUUGUGGUGUUCCUCUGUCAGGUGAGACUACACCAGGUGUUCCGAAUGCCUUGGACACGUGACUUAUAACACGGUUAUACACCAGGUAUUCGGAAUGCCUUGGACACGUGACUUAUAACACGGUUACAUGUCAUGGGACACAUACAUGUAUCCAUUAUUUUAACCUGUUAUAUAUAUCAAAUAUUUCAUUCUUGCUUCCUCCACUUUUUUCAGUUUUUUUAUUUUAUUAUGUUCAUUCCAUUUUUAAUUCCAGUAUAUCUGUAACCAGACUUAUGUUGCUCUGUGUAUGAUUUCGAUACCUGUGUACCCGUGGUAGAUAACCUCAGAUUAAGAUACAACUUAAAACAAUGCUAAAAGUGUUUAUCGCUAGCGGACUUCUUUAAUUGUAUUCCCAAGCACACACAAAAAAAACAACGAAGAAAACAAUACCUAUGGCAGUGCUUUAAAUGUAGCGAUUUCCCCGUAAUUAGCCUAACAUAAUCUACCUGGCUCUCUGGAGUUUUUUACCAUUGUUUUCGCAAUUUCAUGCAUCAGACAUUUUGAAUAUCGUGUAAAUUCCGGGGCAUCCUUUUCUCCAGCGUAGUUUUUCACGGUGAUUUAAAUAAGCGAACUGAGCACGAGUAUAAAAUUUAUAAAUCUUAACACAAAACUUUAUAGUAAAUGUAUGCCCUGUAUUUACACUCUGUAGUAUCAUAAUAUCAAAUGCUGCAUGUUAUUACAUGUUACGUUACUAACAGAUGUAAGAAAUCAUGUUUUCUGAUUCAAAUAUUGUACUGAUGAAAAUAGUGCGUUUCAGCUUUUCAGUUCAGCUUAUAUGUUUACAUAAUGCGUAUAUAAUCGGAGUUGGACCUGAUCCUGCCAGCCAUUUUAUCGCAUUCCCUUGAUACUUUUCACUCAUAACUAUCUCCCCUUAAACGUCGUCUAUGCCGACGAUGCCAAGGUUACGGCAGUAUGUUAAAAUAUAUUGACCAUGUAGAUGAUAUCGCGACUGCCGUUUUCAUUAAUUUACCACACAGAAAAUUUCAUGCGGAUAUCGAGAGAAAAGCUUAUAACGAACUCUGUAAAUCACAGAGGGGAGAUAUCUUGUGUUAGAUUUGAUGACUGUUGUCGCCAUCAUCUUGUGAGAUCGUGUGUUCAGGAUAGAGACUGAUCUAACCCUUAUUGAUUUCUAAAACACCCAUGACCGCGGCUCCUUUUUCCAAUGUCUGGAUGUUGCUGUUUGUCCUGUUUGGCUUCGUCGAUUUAAUGUUUUUCGUUUAAUUUGAAUAAAAUAAAUUGAUUUCUGUUUGGUGUAGAGCUAACUAAUGCCACCGAGUCUGAGUCUGUGGCACUAGUUCAUUAUGUCAUUAAGUCUGUGUCUGUGAUACUAGUUCACAAUAUCACUGAAUCUGUGUCUGUGGUACUAGUUCAUAAUGUCAUUAAGUCUAUGUCUGUGACACUAGUUCACAAUAUCACUGAGUCUGUGACACUAGUUCACAAUGUCACUGAGUCUGUGACACUAGUUCACAAUAUCACUGAAUCUGUGUCUGUGGUACUAGUUCAUAAUGUCAUUAAGUCUAUGUCUGUGGCACUAGUUCACAAUAUCAAUGAGUCUGUGACACAAGUUCACAAUAUCACUGAAUCUGUGUCUG